UGCCACGAUGAACAAAAAGUUCUUGACGCAUGUGUCGAGGAGAAGCUCCACCUGACUCGCCCAAAAAUGGGUUACUUUAGCAAGUUACAUGUAUACGAGAGCAAACAUCCAGCUCCAGAAGUGAAAGUUCGUGACUACAAGGCAGAGGCAGCCAAAGUGCUAGCAGAGCUGCCAGACGACUACCAUUUACGAAACGAUUACAGGAAAAAGUGUGAUGCUUUGGUAGAGCAGCGUAAUAUGGAGAGCUACGUAAGAAGUUGGAAAAAUGUUUCAUGGGAGAAUGUUCAGCUCCGCGUCGAUGGUGAGAUAAAAGCGAUUGGCACACGACAGGAUGAAGCAGAAGAAGGCCGUAAAAAAUUAGUUGAAGAAAGUAACAAGUAUCGACAAAAUACUGACAAGCUAUUGGUUCAAAAAAUUGAUGCGAAAUUAUGUGAAUUAGUGCGUAACCCCUCCAUCUCAUCGAGCCUCUAUGUGAUUGCCUAUGUGCGUGUUGUGUUGCAUCUAAUUCUACGCCAGCUGCGGCAAUGCUGUAUAUGGUUCGAUGGAUUAUUAUAUCGAGCAGAUGGUCAUCCCGCAGCUCAAUCAUCAAUCAAUUAA
Molecule: messenger RNA, 597 nt
Organism: Strongylus vulgaris
Lineage: Eukaryota; Metazoa; Nematoda; Chromadorea; Rhabditida; Strongylidae
Source: the annotation of a GenBank genome assembly